GAGAGAGAGAGAGAGGAGCUGGCUCGUCCUUGAAUGCGGAGAGAGGGAGAGUUACAGUAACCGAGCUGUGCUUCUGACAUCUGAAACACGGUGCUGGUUCCACCACCGACGUCGCGCGCAGCAUCACCCAGCCUCCUGCGCAGCAUCCGCGGCUCCGCAUCCGCAGCUGCCCGCGGAGGCGACUAUCCGCAUCAUAGGUAGAUUGAACGCCUCUUCCUCUUCUGAGAUAAAGUGACCAGGUUUUGAUCGCAUCUGCUCCUGAUCCGUUUUCGAUCCUGUUGUAAUCCAGCUGGAUCUAGAUGAUGGAGCGCCUGCUGUGCCUGCUGGUCCUCAGCUCAGUAGCUCUGAAGAAGGCUCUCGGUGGAGACGUGUGUGUGUCGGGUCAUGACAGCGGGCCACUGUUUGAAGAACAGCCGAGCAGUUUAAUCUACCCAGAAGGCCUGAGUGAAGGCAAGGUGACCCUCAGCUGUCAGGCCAGAGCUAGUCCAGCUGCAUCCUACAGAUGGCUUGUGAACGGCACAGAGGUCCCGCUGGGUAUGGACCUGCGCUACACCCUGGUUGCCGGUAACCUGGUGAUCAGCAGCCCUGAGUCCAUUCGAGACACAGGCUCCUAUCAAUGUCUGGCCAUCAACCGCUGUGGUACCAUCAUCAGCCGGGCAGCGAUCCUCAAAUUUGGCUACCUCCAUGACUUCCCUCCGGACAGCAGGAGACCUCAGACAGCAUUUGAAGGCAUCGGAGCAUUCCUGGCCUGCCAGCCCCCUAGACAUUAUCCAGCUCUGUCCUACCGCUGGUUGAUCAACGAAUUCCCCAACUUCAUCAAGACGGACGACGGCCGCUGGUUUGUGUCGCAAGUCACGGGCAACUUGUACGUGGCCAAAGCAGAGCCCAACGACACCGGGAACUACUUCUGCUUCACCACCAUCAACAUGGACAUCAGCACCAAGAGCACCUUCAGCAAGGCCAACCAGCUCACUGUGCUGCCGGACGUCAAUCCCAGGAAAUCAGCUCCAAGCAUCAAGGUGCGCUUCCCAGCAGAGAUUUACGACCUAGCAGGACAAACCACCCAGUUAGAGUGCUUCGCCUAUGGAAAUCCAGUCCCAAAACUGCGAUGGAGGAAGGUGGACGGUUUGAUGCCGUCCAAAGCGGGCUUAAGUGCCGAGGCCCCCACCCUCAUCCUGCCAGAACUCUCCUUCGAUGACGAGGGUGUUUACGAAUGUGAAGCCUACAACUCAGAGGGCAGUGACACACACCAGGGACGCAUCAACGUGCAAGCUCAGCCCGAGUGGUUGCAGGUGAUGAGCGACUCAGAAGUAGAGAUUAGCUCAGACCUUCUCUGGAGUUGCAUCGCUGCCGGUAAACCCCGACCCUCCAUAAGCUGGCUACGCAACGGACAGCCACUCAACACACAGGUCCGGGUAGAGGUGAACGGGGCUCGUCUUAAGAUCAACAAUCUGGCUCUGGAGGAUUCUGGGAUGUACCAGUGUGUCGCUGAGAACAAACAUGGCACCGUCUACUCCACGGCUGAGCUCAGGGUCCAAGUUCAGGCUCCAGACUUCCGGUUGAACCCAGUCAGGAGACUGAUCCCAGCAGCCAGAGGGGGGCAGGUGAUGAUGGAGUGUCGCCCUCGAGCUGCUCCCAAGCCCAGCCUGUUCUGGAGCCGUGGGACGGAGUUGCUCACCAACAACAGCAGAGUCACCGUAACUCCAGACGGCAUCCUGUGGAUCCACAACAUCAGCAGGGCAGACGAAGGGAAAUACACCUGCUUUGCUGAGAACUACCUGGGCAAAGCCAACAGCACCGGGCACCUGUCUGUCAGAGAUGCCACUAAGAUCACACUGGCUCCUUCCAAUGCCGACAUCAACCAAGGGGAGGAUGUGACGCUGCAGUGUCACGCCUCCCACGACCCCACCAUGGACCUGACCUUCACCUGGGCCUUCAACGGGGUCCUGCUGGACCUGGAGGACCCUGCCGGGCCGUACCACCGGGUGGAGGGGAAGGAAAAUAUUGGUGACCUGUUGACCGUGACCGCUAAACUGAGUCAAGCAGGGAUGUACACAUGCACGGCUCAGACUGUGGUGGACAGCUCUUCAGCUUCAGCCAAGCUAGUGGUCCGAGGCCCCCCGGGACCUCCUGGAGGUUUACGGGUGAAGAACGUGGCCGAGGUAUCGGUGGAGCUCCGCUGGAGUCGAGGCUACGAUAACCACAGUCCCAUCGGCAAAUACGUCAUCAUGGGCCGGUCAUCACUCUCAUCAAAGUGGAAGAAGAUGAGGACAGACCCAGUAAACAUCGAGGGGAAUGCGGAGUCGGCUCGUGUGGUGGGACUGAUGCCCUGGAUGGAUUAUGAAUUCCAUGUCAUCGCCAGCAACAUCCUGGGCAGCGGAGAGCCCAGCAUGCCCUCUCACACCAUCCGCACACAGCAAGCAGCUCCCACUGUGGCCCCCAGUGGUCUUGGAGGAGGAGGAGGAGACCACAACGAACUCAUUGUGACCUGGACGACAAUGGCCAGAGAGUACCAGAAUGGUGAUGGCUUUGGCUACAUCCUGGUAUUCAGGAAGAAGGACUCACAAUCUUGGAUGGAGAUGCGUAUCCAUCACGUGGAGUUGUCCCGAUAUGUUUACUACAACGACAGUCUGACGCCGUACAGCCCCUUCGAGGUGAAGAUCAAAGCUUUCAACAGCCGAGGAGACGGUCCGUUCAGCCAGAUCGCUGAGGUCUACUCUGCAGAGGAGGAGCCGACAGUAGGACCGUCAAACAUCAACGCCACGGCACUGACCGCCUUUGAGAUCCAGGUGUCAUGGGAACCCGUCCAGCAGCUCAGCGCCAACGGCAUCCUGAGAGGAUAUGAGAUCCGGUACUGGCGGCAGCACGAGCGUGAAGCGGCAGCAGACCGAGUGCGGACAGCGGGACUGGAAGCGACAGCCAGAGUGUCCGGACUGAGACACAGCACCCGGUACCACGUCGCUGUUCUGGCGUACAACAGCGCCGGCACCGGGCCGCCCUCGCCGCGCACCACCGUCACCACCAGGAAACCACCCCCUAAUCGUCGUCCGGGCAACGUGUCAUGGAAGGCUAAUGGCUCAGCGGUAACGGUGAGGUGGGAUCACGUGAAGGCCAUGCACAAUGAGUCUACGGUACUGGGCUACAAAGUUCUGUACAAACACGAGGGCCAGACCUCACUGAAGGUUCUGGACAAGGCCAAGACGUCCAUGAGCCUGCCGCUGCCAAAAGACAACGGCUACGUGGUGUUGGAGAUCCGGUCCUGGGGCGAAGGUGGGGACGGGCCAGCCCACGAGAUCAUUGUGUCCCGGGACUCAGGAACUGGUAUGAUGGUGCAGAAUGACGCCUCCUCCACCCUGUCCAGUCAACCGCUCCACCUCUUCACCGGCUUGCUUCUUUUCACUCUUGUGUCGUUGGUAGGCCUGUGAUCUCAGCCAAUCAGUGGACUUGUUGCUUUGAAUGGCAUAAAACUAAAGCUGCCCUGUGUCUCAGCCUGUGUUUUGGGGUUGGGGUGGGUUCAGGUGGUCGGGGAAGGUUGUAGCACUGCAGGGAUUGGACGGGUGGGUGAGAAAAGAGGGGUUUCAGUUUUCCUUUUUUUUUCAUAUUUCAAACAAAGAGGGUCUUUUUUUAAAAGUCUGGCUGAAUUGAAAGGUUUGGCGGAGCAGGGAAUCCCUGUCUGUUGUGUAUUUAUGUACCAGUGUCAGUAAAACCAUGCCUUACCGGGACCAUCACAUGUGUGGCGGACGCCUCUCAAACUGUAGCUGUCAACACACAGACUUCAGGUGUAAAUUAUUCAUAGCAUCAAUGACGUGUAUAACUGGUGUACAUACAGUGCAGUCUUCUUACAUGUGACGGGUGUCUGUCUGUUCCGUGCACGCUGAGAGCAACUUGACUGACAAGUGUCUGUUUUCUGAACAGGUGUGGGAGGUUUAAAGAGCUGGACAGGUCAGCAUCUACAAUAUUAAUAAGCUCUUUGUGCAUUUUUCCCUGCUUGGUAAAUGCUGUCAUAAUCGACCCUUCGCUAGUCCCGUCCCUCGAAAUCAAACUAUUAAGUAAUAGCGCAGCUUUAUCCAGCUGUGACAUGUAUCUCUCUCUCUGCUCCACAGACUCUCAUCAAUGGUGUGUUUAUAAAACCCUUUGAGCUCAAAUAAGCAGAUUACAUUUGCGCAGCAUUACAUUUGCAUUAACACUUCUAUGCUAUGCUAUGAGCUGAGGGUAUACUGAAUAUUUACACAUGCUGCUUUAGCUUUUUGAUUUAAGUAAUUGGAAAAGACAUGGAAUUUCAUAAUGGAACUAAUCAUUUAGACUUGUACACGUUAACAUGAAUCUCAUUAUUUUCCAUGUCAGCGUUUGUGUCAGGACACAUCAUCGCCUUGUUUUUUCCACAACUCCCCUGAAGAGCAGCAUCCCAUUGUUGAGCUUGUUAUGUCGAGUUGCUCACAGUGUGAACACAGAAUCAGUCCCUCGUUGCAACACCGAAGAACGUUUUAUCAUUUAUUUCCAGCUCCUGCUAAUGUCUUUAUGCUCGUUUGUGUUUUUGCCUCAGCUGUAAUUAUGGCAAGCUACAGGAAAACGUCACCGGUCCAAAUAAAUGUUUACAUUUUAUAUUUUGUAUGUCUCAUUUUGGGGGGUUGUCAAAUUGGAUGAAUGAAGGGAGUAUUUAAUGAUUUGCUUACAUUUAGUGGUGCCUGCAUUGUUUGAAUAAUUCUGACAACAAUGUACAAACGUUUCGGUUCAGUGUUAAUUGGGUUUAUUGCAGCUGCUUUUAUGUUGGUAGGUAAAUAUGAAAUGCUGAAGAUGAAAGAGUUGGUCGCCAAAGUUAUCAGAGAAUAGUUAACAGUGUCAUAUAUCGUUCUCAUUGUAAUCCUGUCAGCAUAUAUCAGCUCUUAUGUAACAUGUCAGUUUACUACAGUUUACAGGAAGGAUGUGACCUCUAGUAUGCACGUUCAGUCUGUCACUCAUUCUUGCAUAGUUAUCCUGUCCAGGUCAGGUCUGGUCAGUCAGCAUGUCAAAUAUAGACACCAAUGCUUUCUCUUUUUUUGUUGCCUUAGUUUUUUGGUUGAUUUGCUUCAGACCUGUUUACUGUCCACGGUGUGAUACUCAAAAGGUUAAAGGGCAGCUGAUGCUUUGGAUUUACAUUGUCCAGUCGUCAGAAAGUUUAGGGCAGGUUCACAUCUGGAGGUCCGGUUCCAGAAGCGGACCAUUUCUCUAACGGAUUUGGUUUGGUUUACAAAUGCAAAACUUAAAUGGUCCAGAAUUGUAAAAAAAAAAAGAUGUUUUUUUAAAUUAUGGGUCAUAUACAGUGAUGUGCGUGAUGCAAACCAAUCACCCUUUUAGAGGCUCGCCAUCUAGGUAGCUAGCGUGCAAAUUUACCCAGAAAUGAACCGCUCUAGUGUUAAAUAUACAGCGGUCCGACACCAACCCUUCAAGGGGGGUCAGAGAGCGCUUGGUGGUCCAUAGCACUAUUCAAAUCCGGCGUUAACACCAAUGCAAACAAACGCUCCAGGGUUUGGUUCAACUCGACCCAUCACGACUGGUGUGAACGCGCCCUUAAAGAUUCAACUCACGGUCCACUUACGAGCUUUCAGCCGCUACUCAUAAUUUUCCUCAGGGCAUGUAGUUUGUUCAAACUCUAUCCACUGAGGAAAACUAAGAGGUGGAAAGCUCUGGAAAAAGCAAGUAAGUGUUUCAGUAGAACUGCUCCAAAUGCAUCAGGAGUUGGUGAAUCACAGUAGCCAAGGAUUUAUUCUGAAGAUACAGAUUCACCAGUUUAGUUUUCUGCUGUGUAUGGGUUUCACUUACACUCAUUGAAGAAGACUAAAUUAAUGUUGAACAAGUGUGUGAGUUAAAUUGGAAGGAACUCUAAAUAGGUGAUCCCAAGGCUCACCAGCUUUAAUGUCUGGUCUGGACAACCAAAAGCUUUUCUUCUUACUUUAGUUUGACAUGUUUUGCCUUCAUGAAAGAUGACUCAGAAUGAUUACUUGAUUGAUGUUUUCUAUUUUAUCAGGAAAGUGUAACUUUUCAUCACAUGCUUUAUCUCUUACCAAAUCAUUUAACUUACAAUAGUUUGGGUAUUUAGGAAAUUAGGAAAUAUCUUUUUCGAUGAAUAUUGUCAAGUGAAAUAUAACAAAUAUCAAAACAAGUACAGCUAGAACAACAUGUUGUAGGCUAAUAGUUGUCAUUAAUAUUAGUUUCGUGAUCUUAUACGAAAGUUUACAUUUGGGUGACACCAAUAUACAAGUGUACUGAUAUUUUAGGUUGAACUAUCUCAGCUUGGUCCACCUCUGGGCCAACAAUCUUUCAAACACCCUAGUCUAAAACAGAUUCUGGAUUUGCUGUCAGCUACAGUGCCAAAUUAUUGGCUUCAGCCUUUAAUAACAAAAGGGGUCACGACCUGGAUUUAUAUCACUAUCACUCAUAACUGCUGAGCUUCACACCUGCUUCAUCUCUGCACUAGAACAGAAGGUGGAGAUAAUUUCGGAACCGUUAAAUAAUGUCCUGUUUUUUUGUGCUAUACUCUGUAAAAAAGUGUUUGAAAAGCCAUAAAGUAAUUUCACCGUGUCUCUGUGUCACUGAAUGUUCUGGCGGGCUGACUGGUCUCACACUCACUUAAGGUGGUCAAAGCGAUUCUGUGUUUCAUAUGGCUUGGCUGAAUGCACUGGAUAAUGUAGCCUUUGGGCCUUUUCAUAAUUGUGUUUGAAUGAACAUGUGGGGGAGGGGUGCUACUUGUAAAUAUGAUUUAAAAUAAACACUUUGGGAUUGUA
Pseudoliparis swirei is the source of this 6761-nucleotide messenger RNA. RefSeq names its product contactin 2 (gene cntn2). The coding region runs from base 300 to 3425 and encodes 1041 amino acids. Gene Ontology annotation, biological process: cell-cell adhesion; brain development. The transcript is spliced from 23 exons. NCBI's taxonomy places the organism in Eukaryota, Metazoa, Chordata, Actinopteri, Perciformes, Liparidae. The record is from RefSeq and is a predicted model, not a curated record. Gene Ontology annotation, molecular function: cell-cell adhesion mediator activity.